This is a messenger RNA of Fomitiporia mediterranea MF3/22, 207 nucleotides long. RefSeq lists its product as uncharacterized. The transcript is spliced from 2 exons. The record is from RefSeq and is a predicted model, not a curated record. The coding region runs from base 1 to 207 and encodes 68 amino acids. Lineage: Eukaryota; Fungi; Basidiomycota; Agaricomycetes; Hymenochaetales; Hymenochaetaceae.
AUGAGCUCUUCGUCGUUAAGUGGGUCCAUGAUGGCGACGGCGAUUCUCCCGCCGGUCGAGAGGGCACAACGAGUAAUUAUGGGGCCGCCGGUCCUUGGAAAAACCCGUCAUCUCGACAAACAUGUCUUACGUAGACAAAACAUAAAAGCAGCGCAUACGAAGAAUAUCACAACGCUAGGAAAAACAGACAUAGAAACGCGGAAGUGA